Messenger RNA from Xiphophorus couchianus (Monterrey platyfish), 766 nucleotides. RefSeq names its product guanine nucleotide-binding protein G(I)/G(S)/G(O) subunit gamma-13. Gene Ontology annotation, molecular function: G-protein beta-subunit binding. Bases 304 to 507 code for a protein of 67 amino acids. Gene Ontology annotation, cellular component: heterotrimeric G-protein complex. Gene Ontology annotation, biological process: phospholipase C-activating G protein-coupled receptor signaling pathway; sensory perception of taste. NCBI's taxonomy places the organism in Eukaryota, Metazoa, Chordata, Actinopteri, Cyprinodontiformes, Poeciliidae. The transcript has 3 exons. The record is from RefSeq and is a predicted model, not a curated record.
GGCUCGUCCUGAUUUGCCUGACUUGCCAGCCGGGAUUUGCAUACAGGUGUCCUGAGCCCCGUUUGAUAGUCAAACCAGGCAGCUCCUCUUUCUCACUCUCCGCGCUGCGCAGCCCGCAUCCAGUCGCUGUGUGAGAGGAGCGCAGGGGAGUGCCGACCGACAAACACCUAUUAGCCGCCUACGCCUCCUCUUCUCUCGCAGUAGCCGGAGAGAAGCCACUUUCAGCCGAUACUGUCGCCGUUGAAGCCCGAUCAGCGUCCUCCAUCCACCGGUCCUCCCCGGCAGGCCGGAAGCAACUGCAUCAUGGCAGAGUUGGACGUCCCACAGAUGAAGAGAGAAGUGGAAAGUCUUCAGUAUCAACUGGCGAUCAACAGAGAAAAAUCCUCCAUUACUGUAACGGAGCUGGUGAAGUGGAUUGAAGGCUGUGUUUGUGAAGAUCCAUUUCUGAACCCUGAGCUUAUGCGAGCCAACCCCUGGGUAGAAAAGGGCAAGUGUGUGAUCCUCUAGUGGUCACACACACAAUCAAAGAUGUAUAUAAUCUGAAAAAACAAAAAGCAUGCACUCUCACACCGCCUUGCUGCAUGAAUUCACUCCCAAAAAUCAUUGCUUUAAUUUCUGUUUAUUUAUUUGGAGAUUUCUGGAUGCUGUUGCUUGAUGUGUCAGACUGAGUGUGCAACAUGGAACAUCUUUCCUUGGGUCUCGCAAUGUUCUUUUUUUUUGGCUUUUUGCACUGUCAAUCCAAAUAAAGACUGUUUGAAUUAACAAA